AUGCAGAUUGCCCAACCGCCCAGUCAGCACGAGGCCCCGGCCUGCAUCCAAGCUUUCUCCUUCUGCCCUCCAUUGCUGUCGCCGCCCAAAGCCCCUCGCGCUCUAUUGUCCGCGAAGAACGUAUCCCCGAUCCUACAACUGCCUCGGCUUUUGGCUAUGCACAGGCAAAAUGGGUCAGUGAGCAGAUACUUCUUGAUAGCAUUCAACGCUCGCGCCCUCCCGUCAGAUCCGCUCGUUGGCGCGCUUCCUGCCCUGGAUGGAACGUACUUUUGGAUUCCCGUCGGUGUUGCCGCGCAGGCCAUUCUUGACAUCCUGUUCACUUCUGGCGACGGUGAGUCGAAAACAGACGAGAACAUCUACCACGUCGAGAACCCCAUCUGUCAACCGUGGAAACCAUUCUUGACGGCUCUUGCCACGCAGCUAGAUCUGAGGAGCACGGACGAAGACCAGGAAGACUUUGGCCAGCUGAAGCCCUUCCUUGAGAGUGAGUUUCGCAAUCUGGCAAGUGGAGGCGUUAUUUUGAACACCACGCAGGCGCGCAAAGUGUCUCGCGCCUUGCGGGCCUGUAAUGGGGUUGGGCUGGGCUUGGUGAAUCGCUACUUGCAAUAUUGGAGGGCAGUUGGGGUUCUGGCAUGA
Molecule: messenger RNA, 636 nt
Organism: Aspergillus mulundensis
Lineage: Eukaryota; Fungi; Ascomycota; Eurotiomycetes; Eurotiales; Aspergillaceae
Exons: 4
Coding region: 1-636 (211 amino acids)
Source: RefSeq, a predicted model, not a curated record